AUGGCUAGUGCAGUAAUAAUGAUGAUUGGUGGUGCAGCGGUUAAUGCGUUAGCCUUUUCGGGUAGUAAUUAUUUGUUUUCUCAUAUGGGUAAAAAUAGUGAUAUAGAGAGAAAAAGACACGAAAAAGCGAUGGAAAAAUUACAAGAAGAAACAACUGCAUGGAAUGAAAAGAGAACAGAAAGAUUAGAUUUUAUUAAUGAACAAAUGAAAAAGGAACGUCAUGCUACGGAAGAAUUUGAUAAUGCUGAUACAGCAAUGAAAGAAUAUUAUUAUAUUACUGGAAAACAAUUACCGGCUUUACCUCCUAAACCCGAAUUAAGUGAUUUUUACACUCCGUCAGAAGACCAGAAAAAUAGAGAGAUUGCAUUUAUUGUUGGUGACCAAACAUGGGCAGUUGAUUUAGCAGAUAUGCAACAAUAUUCGAAACAAAAUAAACACUAUAAAUAUUUAUUAGCAGUUAUAGAUGUUUUUAGUAAAUACGGUUGGCUAAUUCCCUUAAAAAAUAAAACAGGAGUAACGGUAAGUGAAGCAUUUAAAACAUUAUUUGAAGAAAGAAAACCAAUGUAUAUUUGGUCAGAUAAAGGUUCUGAAUUUUAUAACCGGCAAGUAAAAGAAUUGUUAAAAGAGAAUAACAUAAAGUUAUAUUCAACUGAGAAUGAAGAAAAAUCUAGUGUAGUAGAACGCUGGAUAGGAACAAUGAAACAACGUAUGUUUAAAUAUUUUACUGCUCACGAAACUAAUAAAUAUUAUGAUGUAUUAGAUGAUUUAGUUAAAGAUUAUAACAAUACAGUUCAUUCUUCAAUUAAAAUGACACCUGUUGAAGCAAGUAAAAAAGAGAAUGAAUCAACAGUGUAUGAACAUUUAUAUCCGGAAAAAGAAGAAGAAAUUAAAAAACCUAAAUUCAAAGUUGGAGAUAGAGUAAGAAUUGCAAAAAUGAAAGAUAUGAGCGGUAACUCUAUAAUUAAUUUAGGAAAUCCAGAAAAACCAAGUGAUGCUGUUAGCAAAAGAUUUGUUUUUAGGAAAAUUAAAAGUGUAAUAGACGACUAUGAAUUGGAAGAUAUAAAAAACAUUAAAGACUUACUUCAAACCGAAAAGUCAGACAUUGAUCAACUUUCUGAAAGCAUUAAAAAUAAUGAAGAAGCAAUAAUCACACUGCACGGUCAACUCCAGAAAGAAAUGGCAAUCUUAUCAGAAUCACUUAGUAAAACAGAUGAUGAAAUAAAAGUUGCAUUAAGGCAAAACAUUCUUUUAAUCGCAAACCGAAUUGAUAAUAUAAAGAAUAGCAUGAUUAAACACAACGAACUUAAGAACAAACUUGCUGAAGUUGAGAAAAAGCUACAAAAUAUGUAUAAGUUAGAAAUAAAAGAAGAAAUAAAAACGUUAAAAGAUGACUCAACGGAAUUGUUUAAUACAUUUUCUGAAAAGUUUGAUGAAUUCAAAGCACAACUAGAACAAUCUGCUUCACAAAGAAGCGAUGUUCAAGAUGGAGAAAUUAAUAAUUUAAAAGUUAAAUUAAAUCAAAUGAAAGAUUUCCUUACUGAUAAUCUGCAGAAAGAAAUUACCAGACUUGAUGUGGAUGUUAAAAAUUCAGUUACGAUUCUGAAAAGUAAAAUAGAAGCUCUCGAAAAGGUGCAAAAUAAACGAGCUGAUGACUUAGGUAAAAUUAUACUUGAUACAACCUCGGACCUCUCAGUAGUAAACAAGGAGAUAUCUGAUAUUAUUAACAACAAAAUAUAUCAUGUUCCUUUAUUUCAUAUGUGGAAUGAUUCUAUUCAAGAAGUUAAAGUUUUACCUACUACUUACGAAAUCGGUAAAAAUAAUCGUUAUAUUCAAACUCAUAACCUAUUUGAGUUUUUUAAUUCUCAUUAUUCACCUGUUGUAAAUUAUAAUGAUUAUAUAGAAGAGGAACGUGAAUUGAAUAUAGGUGACUUUAGAAACGUGAGUGGUUUUACAACUAAAAAAGAUGGAACAUACUACAUUAAUAUAAAACUUAUAAUAAAGGGUAAAAGCGACUUUUUAUUGAUAUGGCAGGAAAAUUACAGAUCUGAAAACGAAGACAGGACUCAUGAAGUACUUUUAAAAAGAUCAACGGAUGCAGAUGUGUUUGAAGACGUUAUAAAACAACAGUUUUUAAAGAAUACAUCAAUUGCAAUUAUUCCAGUUCUGAUUACCGACCAAUUAUUUACUAUUGAAAAAGGUAGUUACAUUAGAUUUACUUAUUCUUGGGAAUGA
Ruditapes philippinarum (Manila clam) is the source of this 2232-nucleotide messenger RNA. RefSeq lists its product as uncharacterized. The record is from RefSeq and is a predicted model, not a curated record. Gene Ontology annotation, molecular function: nucleic acid binding. Lineage: Eukaryota; Metazoa; Mollusca; Bivalvia; Venerida; Veneridae. Gene Ontology annotation, biological process: DNA integration. The transcript has 3 exons. The coding region runs from base 1 to 2232 and encodes 743 amino acids.